Colletotrichum karsti is the source of this 612-nucleotide messenger RNA. RefSeq names its product emp24/gp25L/p24 family/GOLD. NCBI's taxonomy places the organism in Eukaryota, Fungi, Ascomycota, Sordariomycetes, Glomerellales, Glomerellaceae. Gene Ontology annotation, cellular component: COPII-coated ER to Golgi transport vesicle; endoplasmic reticulum; endoplasmic reticulum-Golgi intermediate compartment. The transcript is spliced from 3 exons. Gene Ontology annotation, biological process: intracellular protein transport; endoplasmic reticulum to Golgi vesicle-mediated transport; Golgi organization. The record is from RefSeq and is a predicted model, not a curated record. The coding region runs from base 1 to 612 and encodes 203 amino acids.
AUGUUCUUUCCUUCGGUCGCCAAGCUGCUCCUCGCAGCCGGCUUCGUCCACUCGGCAAUAGCCCACAACAUCCAGCUGCCCGCCCACGGCCGCGAGUGCUUCCACGAGUCGCUGCACCGCGACGACAAGAUGACCGUCACCUUCCAGGUCGGCGAUCGCGAGUUUGGCAGCGCCGGAAACUUGGACAUUGACUUCUGGAUCACGAACCCCAUGGGUCAGUACGAGACCUUCGACAAGUCCGUCUCCAACGGCGACUUCUCCUUCACCGCGAAGCACGACGGCAAGUACACCUACUGCUUCGGCAACGAGCACUGGGGCGCCCACAGCAAGGAGGUCUCUUUCAACGUCCACGGUAUUGUCUAUGUCAGCGAGACCGACGUUCCUGCCGACCCCCUCGAAGUUGAAGUCCGUCACCUCUCCGAACUCCUCGCCCAGGUCAAGGACGAGCAGUCCUACAUCGUCGUUCGUGAACGCACCCACCGGAACACCGCCGAGAGCACCAACAGCAGAGUCAAGUGGUGGAACAUCUUCGUCAUCGGUCUCGUCGUUGGAGAGUCUGUCUUCCAGGUCUGGUGGUUGCGCAGGUUCUUCGAGGUCAAGAGGGUGGUUUAA